AUCCACGACCUCUGAUAAUAUUCCUGCUGCUUCCCAUCCCUGCCGCGCUCUAGUGGAAACCUCCUCGGGUGCUGCUGCCGCAGGCUGACUGCGUCGCACCAUGCCGUCGCCGUCGCGCAUCGUAAUCAUUCCACCGCCAGCAGCCUUUACCUGUCCGGCUGUGGAGAGGAACAGCGCGUGCUCGAGUCCUCUCGCGCGAUGGCGUGCUCCGGUCCAGUGUGCCGCCGGCCGGCCGGCGCCCUCUCCUCUCGCGCCAUGGCGUGCUCCAGUCCAGUAUGCGCCUAGUCGUCCGGCAUCCUCUUCUCUCGCGUGAUGGCGUGCUCCAGUCCAGUUCGCCCUCGGCUGGCUGGCGUGCUCUCCUCUCGCGCGAUGGAAUUGGAGGCAAGUGCAGUUCCAGCACCCACCACCAGGUCAGUUCAUGUCCGCCUACAUGCCUGCGAGCUGCUUGUGUUUAUGCCAAUAUGGUUUUCCUUGUUCACCGACAGCCUCUAGUGGCAGUUUACAUAAUCUGUCCACCUCCUCAUCGUUUAAUGCUCACCAACUAACCCACAUUGAACGAUCACAGUCGAUGAAUGAAUGCAUCUGAACAUUCCAGCCACACCACAAACUAGUGCAGAGCAGAGCAUCCAACGCGUUUCUCCCUUUAGUUUGGCUUGCUUGUUUGUUUGUGUUCAACUUCAGCACUGGCUUGCUUCAAGUAACAUAAUAUGAUCAAGUCAAGCCAUUGGAUGCUAGUCCUAGUUUAAAGAGGACUUUGUUCGGUCAAGUCUCAAGUCAAGCAAAAUUAGUACUCUCUCUUGCACUUUUUUUAUCUACUCUAGUGGCCUCUGGUCGGUCAAGUCAAGCUCUACACUGAAUCACUCUAGCAGGCUCAACUCCCCCCGGCUGGUGCUUGCCUCUACCACCCUGGUGCUCCGCCUCGCCGGCCGGUAACACUACUGUCUUUUUCUCAUCGCUACUAUUUUUUUUCACGUGUGAAGAUGGAAAGGGAAAAAGUUAGUGUGGUGUUUUGCAGUGGUAGUUUUGAUCCGGAGAAAAGCUAUUGAAAACAUAAUACGGUAAUUUAUGCGUAAACAACAUGGUAGUAUACCAGUGGCGGAGCUUCGAAGAAAAUACUGGGCGGGCCAACUCAAAGGAGAGUACCAAAAGUUUUAAAAUUCUCAACCAUACUAUCGGGUUUUUUCAUCAAUUGAUUGAAUUUCGGAGUAUUCAAAGUGUUAUAAAUAGCCGACAACUCGAGGGAAAUUGGCAUUGAUUGAUAAAUGUGCAUUUUAGGAGAAAAGAAAAGUACAUAUGUGGCACAGCAGCCAGCAGUGCUCGUUCAAUCUGGUGCUGCUACAUACAUGUCGUCAGUUACCAUGAGGAGAGAGCAUUCAGGCUUGGCCUGAUCAUCUAAAUCUGCUGCUUAGUACUGCAGGUGGUGGGCUGGGUUGGCUUCUGAUGCAUAGUUAAAAUAAAAGAGCAUGAAUCCUAGGCAGGCCACAACCCAGUUUGGCCCUAGCUAAGGAAGCUCCGCCCCUGUAGUAUACACACCUUAUACCCGGUAACUUAUGUACACAAACCGUAGACCUGAUAACUUCAUACAAACACCACAGUAAGUUCGACCAGAGAAACUUUUGUUCAAAAAUGUGCACUCAAAAACUUCUGUUUAAAUAAUAUGGUGAUAUAUGCACCAAAGAACUGAUAACUUAGAUACAAAUACCGUGGUAACUGUGACCUUGAGGAAAAAACUUGUUGAAAACAACUCCGGUAACUUCAGUGUAAAUAACAUGAUAAUAUACGAACCGCAGAGUUGAUAACUCCGCGGAAACUUUGAAAGGGGGGAGGGUUGUUAAAAACAUGCACUCGAUAACUUUUGUAAAUAGGAGGGUAAUAUACAAUCUGAAUCUGUAGAUCUGAUAACUUGGGUAGAAACACCAUGAUAACAUUGACCAGAGGGAAAAAGUUGUUGAAAACAUACACCGGUAACUUUUCGUGUAAAUAACAUGAUAACUUACAUGCCAUAUAUGUGGGUAACUCAUGCAGCCCAUGCGAGAUAACUUUUGAUAAAAAAAGAUCGUCGAAACAUAUCAAGGUGACAUGAAAAUUGGGGAUCAUUUGAUUUUAGCCAUGAAGACAAACAGAGGCGAGGAGAGGAAGGGUGGGAGUGGCGGCAGCGACAUCGAUCACCAGGCGGCCGUCGGAGGAGGCUAUGCAGGCGGAGACGAGGCCGUGAAAAAAUACUACUUACAAACACCACGGUAAUAUUGACCAAGGAGGAAAAAUAUGUUGAAAAAUAUGUCAGCGGUAGCUUCUAUGUAAGGAGAAAAAUUGGAAAGCAUGCCUCGGUAACUUCUAUUCAAAUAGGUAGUAUACAUACUAGGUAGUAUACAUACUGCAGACAUGAUAACUUAUGCAAAAACACCGCGCUAACAUCUAGGAAAAAAAAUUGUUGGAAACGUACCCUCGAUAAAUUUUGUGUAACGGAAAGUUGUAGUGAAGCUCAAGCUACCUGGUACUCACUAUCUCGGUGGUUGGUUCAUCUGGAGAUAUCUGCAAUUCAGUAAAGCAAUGUCAGGCGAUUAUCAGAGACGACUGUACUAAUAUCACGUGGCUCCUUCUCGCAUACCGUGAAGUUGGCAGAUAGGUGCAUGCAGGCUACAGCCCACAUUGGCAAGACCACGUGCAGGGAACAGAGAGAGGGGAGUGAGAGAGGCCUGCCACGGUCACUGUGCAUAGUCUACAGGAGAGAGAAGAGAGAGUAGUUAAUGCGGUGCAAGAGAGAGGGGGCUGUACGAGAGGAGCUAGGCCCAGGCACUGUAGCUGCCUCCUCACGUUACUGUAGCGCAUGGUAUGUACUCCGACGACUCCACUAGCACGAGUGCAACAGUAGCAUGUGUAAGAGCAUCUCUAGUGGAUGGUGUAAAUUUGGACGUGUAUAUCUCCAUAUACAUGUUCAUAUACACCUUGCUAAAAUAUACACCUCUCAGUUUUUCAGUGGAACGUGUAAAUUUGGACGUGUAUAUUCCAACGGCUAUAUUUUCAAACGGCUAUAUUUUCAACGGCUAUAUUUUCAACGGUCGUAUUUCUCUAUAUAAACCACCCCUACCAUCUUUCUUCUAGCACUUCUAUCUGUGACUUCUCUUCUCACCUAGAUUUCUCUAUCGUCUCUCACGCAACACAAUGAACACAUCCACUUUGGACAUGAGUUCUUCGUCAUCUUCAUCUGGCGACGAUGAACUCAUACUUGCAGCAUUCGCCGAGCGCGAGGAGGAAGAGAGGAUGAACGCUCGACGCCAUGGCGGUUCCAAGCAUGGACGUCAAACAAUCAAUCGAGGAAGAGAUGCCGGAUUUGUUCUUCUGUGGGACGACUACUUCAAAGAAGUUCCUCGCUAUCCCGAACAUUUGUUUCGACGAAGAUUUAGGAUGUCCCGUAAUUUGUUCAAACACGUAGCCGAUGGUAUACUUGAGCAUGAUUAUGAUGGUUAUUUUACUUAAAAAAGAAGUGCUUCUGGAGCUCUUGGGUUACAUCCUCUGCAAAAGAUGACCGCGGCAAUGCGGAUGCUAACAUAUGGAAUAGCAGCUGAUGGUGCUGAUGAGUACAUCCGGUCCGCUGAGGCUACUAAUUUAGAGUCUUGCAAGAAAUUUGUGAUCAAAGUUUGUGAAGUUUUUGGGGAAAGGUACCUGAGAUCUCCAAAUGAAGAAGACAUUGCUAGGUUACUUGCAAUAGGGGAGGAAAGAGGAUUUCCUGGUAUGUUAGGGAGCAUAGAUUGCAUGCACUGGGGUUGGAAAAAUUGCCCCAAAAAAUGGCAUGGCAUGUUUAAAGGCCAUGUCAGCGAGCCCACUAUGAUCUUGGAAGCAGUUGCUUCACAAGAUCUUUGGAUUUGGCAUGCUUAUUUUGGUUUACCAGGGUCUCUGAAUGAUAUAAAUGUUCUUCAACGUUCUCCUGUUUUUACAAAGCUAGCUGAAGGCCAAACUCCUCCAGUGAAUUAUAGCAUCAAUGGCCAUCAGUACACAAUGGGGUAUUAUCUUGCAGAUGGUAUCUAUCCACGAUGGGCAACAUUUGUGAAGAGCAUACCAGCUCCAGAUACCAGAAAACAUAAAACUUUUGCCAAGAGGCAAGAGGGGGCUAGGAAAGAUGUGGAACGAGCCUUUGGAGUUCUUCAAUCCCGUUUUGCCAUUGUUCGUGGACCUGCUAAAGGAUGGAAACGUAAAGAAAUCGGUGAUGUCAUGAAAGCUUGUGUCAUAAUGCACAAUAUGAUAGUUGAAGAGGAGCGACAAACUGGUCGGCAAAGCUGCACUUUUGAGGCAAUGGGAGAAAGAGUCACGGUCUCUCGUACUCAUGCGGAACAACUGAGCUCUUUUAUUCAGAUGACUCACCGGAUUAGAAAUCAAGGUGAACAUGAUCAGCUUAAACUUGAUCUAAUUGACCAUGUGUGGCAAAAGUUUGGAAACGAGUGAUGUCCUAGUUAUAAGUCUGUAAUCCGUUUCUUUUCAUCUAGUUUUAAUUUAUGCAAUGAGUGAUGUAA
Molecule: messenger RNA, 4508 nt
Organism: Triticum aestivum (bread wheat)
Lineage: Eukaryota; Viridiplantae; Streptophyta; Magnoliopsida; Poales; Poaceae
Exons: 2
Coding region: 3523-4440 (305 amino acids)
Source: RefSeq, a predicted model, not a curated record